CAUUGCCUGCGCGGGGGACGGAAGCGGACCAUAGACCUGCUCCAAGUCAGUCUCUCCACCGAAGAGCUGUAACGGAGUUGACGGAGCCUACCGCGCCACCCGCCGACGACUCGACACUCGAAGGUACUCGGAUCGGCCGGCCGAUACAAGACUGGGAGCACCAUGACAUGGCGGCACGAUCGGAUCGGGACCGCCGGAUCCACGAUCGUAUCCCGAUGGCAACGGAACGGCAUGUGCAGCCGGAUAGAAUGAGCACUGUUGUGUACUUGGUGCUCUUCUCACUAGCAGUGAUCGGCCUCGUCAUGGCCAAACUCGCUGCGGAUACUUUUCUUCCCCAAAUCGACCUGAGGUUAUCAUUCCCAUCUCUAGGGUCUAUCUUAGGCGGCAAUCCCAAAGCUUCUGUAGCCCAAUCAUCACCACCCUCAGGUUCUUGGUUCAAGACAGCCACCGAGACCGCUGCCAUUGUUAUCAAAACCAUCAUUGCCACCCUUGGUGGCAAGUACAUGAUCACCAACGGGUCUCAGUGCCUCGUCGACUUCUUUCCUGCAGGAUCUGUGCCGCGGUCCCUCUUGGAAAACAACACGUUGAGGCAGACCCUUACGCUUCUCAGCUACUUCACUCUUCCCACCGCAACAUCAGCGACAGUCUCCUCAGUUGUCCCAGGCGGCUUCUGCGACCCAAAGGCCAACAUUCCCCGGUUCUGGCCGCCUCGAACACGGGAUGAUAUCAAAGCAAUACUAGACGGAUGGGCCGGCCUCGCAGGUCUUCACUUGAAGACAGGCGGCAGCAUGACGCAGAUGUCCAAGUGGAAAUGGACUUUUGGAAGAGCUUUCAUGUGGUUGUUGGGGAUCGGCACGUGGACGACAGUCGAGAUAUACUUUGGACCAUGCUGGUAUUAUCCUCUAGCGUGGAGAUUCUGGUUUACGAUAAUGUCAGCCUCUUUGGUCUCAUGGGUACUUGGCAAUGCGAAGAGAUUGCUAGUGAGGGAAUGGGCGUCGGUGGGACUGGUGCACCUAGAGUUGAUGGCGUAUCUUGCGGUCUUUCACUUGGCCAGGCAGGCAGACUUGGAUGGAUUCUGCUCGAAAGCGGACUGUUGGUAAACUGCAGUCUUCUGGGUGUGUACUAUUAAGUCGAUUUUUGCGUUCUUGAUCGAUUCUCCGUUGUUUUUGUGACUUUCAUACAAAUAAUCAGGCACUUUGCCCUAGAUAUCCCACCAUUGGCUUGACGUCUUGUUCAUACCUCACUGUAUCCCGAUCUUGCCAACCGUGGCCCUGAAAUGUGUCCGUCUGACAAUUUCCUCGCUUCGGAUGAUGCGUCGUCCC
This is a messenger RNA of Colletotrichum phormii, 1322 nucleotides long. RefSeq lists its product as uncharacterized. The record is from RefSeq and is a predicted model, not a curated record. Bases 168 to 1100 code for a protein of 310 amino acids. The transcript has a single exon. Lineage: Eukaryota; Fungi; Ascomycota; Sordariomycetes; Glomerellales; Glomerellaceae.